Molecule: messenger RNA, 2042 nt
Organism: Triplophysa dalaica
Lineage: Eukaryota; Metazoa; Chordata; Actinopteri; Cypriniformes; Nemacheilidae
Gene: drd1a
Product: dopamine receptor D1a
Exons: 1
Coding region: 60-1154 (364 amino acids)
Biological process (GO): adenylate cyclase-activating adrenergic receptor signaling pathway
Cellular component (GO): membrane
Molecular function (GO): G protein-coupled receptor activity
Source: RefSeq, a predicted model, not a curated record
CAUAAAAUAGACUUUUCCUUCUUUAGCGGACAUUUAUUUUGUCGCACGUAAUAGCAGUGAUGGAUCUUAACCUGACAACUGUCAUAGACAGUGGCUUGAUGGAAAGUGACCAAUCCUCAAGAGUUCUCACAGGUUGCUUUCUAUUUCUUCUGAUUCUUUCCACCUUACUGGGGAACACGUUGGUUUGUGCAGCUGUCACAAAGUUUCGCCACCUGCGCUCUAAAGUCACCAACUUUUUUGUCAUCUCGCUGGCGGUGUCGGACUUGCUGGUGGCCAUCCUGGUCAUGCCCUGGAAGGCUGUGACAGAGGUGGCUGGCUUUUGGCCCUUCGGUUCCUUCUGUGACGUUUGGGUAGCUUUCGACAUCAUGUGCUCCACAGCUUCCAUCCUGAACCUCUGCGUUAUCAGCGUAGACCGAUACUGGGCCAUUUCUAGCCCGUUCCGCUACGAGAGGAAGAUGACUCCCAGGGUGGCCUUCGUGAUGAUCAGUGUGGCUUGGACGCUAUCUGUGCUCAUCUCAUUUAUCCCGGUGCAGUUAAAAUGGCACAAGGCACAGGCGACAAGCCUUUCCCAGGUGAACGCUUCAUACGGGACGCCGCUGAUGGACAACUGUGAUUCAAGCCUCAACAGGACAUACGCUAUAUCCUCCUCGCUCAUCAGCUUCUACAUUCCCGUUGCCAUCAUGAUUGUGACGUACACGCAGAUAUACAGAAUUGCCCAGAAGCAGAUCAAAAGGAUCUCCGCCCUGGAACGGGCCGCUGAGAGUGCUCAGAUCCGCCACGACAGCAUGGGCAGUGCUUCGAACAUGGAUUCGGAGAGCUCUUUUAAAUUGUCUUUCAAAAGGGAAACGAAAGUGUUAAAAACUCUGUCUGUCAUAAUGGGAGUGUUUGUUUGCUGCUGGCUGCCCUUUUUCAUCCUGAACUGCAUGGUGCCAUUUUGCAAGCACGGUAUGAAAAGCAGUGACGCCCAUCUGCACUGCAUCAGCCCAAAAACGUUUGAUGUUUUCGUGUGGUUCGGGUGGGCCAAUUCCUCGCUUAACCCCAUCAUAUAUGCCUUCAAUGCCGACUUUCGCAGAGCUUUCGCUAUCCUUCUGGGAUGCCAAAGACUUUGUCCGGGAAGCAAUAGCAUGGAGACACCCAGUCUGAACAAAAACUGAAAAGCACCCUUCGUGCGACAUGAGGGAACCCUCAGCGUGCCGACGGAUUGGCCAUGUGAGCCUCUGACACACAAAAGAAGGCUGUUGGAAAGGGAGAAUGGAUUUGGGAUUAGACUCCGUGACAAAAUACCACCUGAGAGUGAAGACAGCAGGUCUGAUGUUACUUGACCAAGGAUAAACAUCCCUAAAAAUGAUGCAUUGAUUGCAUCCAUGUUCCCAGUUGUCCACCGGCUAUUUCAGGCGAAUUGCUCUACUCUUAUUAACCAAUAAAUUAUUAAAUCCACAUGUGACUUAAGGAACAUUUCAAAUGAAGAAUGAUCACAAAUAUACAGAAUGUUCAUCCAUCUUUCACAAUCAGCAAGAAAAUGAACCGCUGGGCAUAAAUGCAAUAAAUGUUAUUUGUUGUUUCUGUAAGUGAGUCGUGAAUGAGUUGGUAAUGUAUCAUUCCAUGAAUAAAUAAAGUAUCAACAAAUAAUUGACAAUUUAAGCCAUAUACAAUAAAAUUCAGUUAGUCUUAUACAUCACCGCUUGAUAAACAUUGAUGUCAUCCUCUCCAUCCAUUAUUGCGUGUCCUUCACAUCUUGCCUUAUUCACAAGACUUGUUUCCAUAACAGGAGGGCAGAUGGUCAGUCAUGAAAUGGCCGUCCCAUUAUUGCCAUAAUGACCAUGUAUGUUGUUCUCUGGUACUUGUUCUCUUUAAAUCCCCUCAUUCAUUAUUAAACCGUGAAAACCAAGGACCAAGACGAACAAAACAGAUGGUCAUAAAAUAAAAAUGCUGAUGUGGGAAAAGGCAAUGAAGUGUCACUUACGGUGAAACAAGUAAUAGAUCCGUUAUUGUUGAGAUUUCAAUGACGUUCGAAGAGUCUGGGACCUUCAGUCCCGCUACGA